AUGAUUAUUCAGACGAAAGAGACCACAAAGCCUCGAAUUCGAGAUCUUGGCUAUGCGCCGGGAAGGUUCGCACCAGGGCCCCAAAAUUCUAUUUUGGAUGUGAAUGGCGUUAAAGUUGGUCAAGUUACCAUUCACCAAGAGCCCGGCAUUCAUACAGGAGUCACCGUUAUCUUACCUCGCGGCCCUGAAGACACUGCCCUCUCUCCAUGCUAUGCCGCCACCCAUGGCCUGAAUGCUGCUGGCGAAAUGACGGGUGCUCAUAUGAUAUACGAAUGGGGUCACAUUGCUUGUCCAAUUGCAAUUACAAACACCAUCAGCAUAGGGAAAGUUUACGAUGCCCUGUUCUUAUGGUGCAUGGAACAGUCUCAAAAGAGGGGAGAGAGUGACUUAGAAGCUUUACGACGGUUUACGAUCCCAGUUGUAGCAGAAACAUUCGAUGGAUACCUCAACGAUAUCUGCGCGUCAGUCGUAGACAGGGAAAUAGUAAAUAAGGCCAUAGCCGCAGCACAGCAUCAGCCCAAGGUUCUUGAGGGCAACCAUGGAGGGGGUACCGCUAUGAUUUGCUCUGGUUACAAGGGCGGAACAGGCACAAGCUCGCGUAUUGUUCCUGGCCCGCAGAAGAACUACGCUCUAGGUGUUGUUGUGCAAGCUAAUCACGGCGGGCGACCGGACCUACGAAUCGCCGAUGUCCCAGUGGGACGGCUCUUGAUGGAUGAAGAUCGGAAGAAGGCAGCUGGGGAAACCAACAAGAAACCAGAGGUUCCUGAGGGUGGAAAAGCUAUGGAAGGCAGUAUUAUAGUGAUUGUAGCAACCGAUGCACCACUACUUCCACAUCAACUAAAAAGAAUUGCUCAACAUGCUGGAAUGGGUGUUGCUCAGGUCAGCGGCCACUCAGCUGGGCGGAACUUUUCCGGCGAGAUCUUUUUGGCUUUUUCAACUGGAACCUCACCAAACAAACUUGCCGAGGCGUCAAACGGGAUGUCCUAUUUGCCACCUGUAGAGACCCAAGGAGUGGAAACCGUCAGAAAUGAAACCAUUGAUGCAUUACUAUACGCUGUAUCAGAGGCUACUGAAGAGGCCAUUCUGAAUGCUCUAUGUCAGGCUGAAACUUUGACAGGAUUUCAAGGGAGGACAAUUGAAGCCCUUCCUCUGGACAGAGUGCAGGCUUUAUUAAACAGGUAUAUGAUACCUAAAGAAUAG
Molecule: messenger RNA, 1200 nt
Organism: Trichoderma virens Gv29-8
Lineage: Eukaryota; Fungi; Ascomycota; Sordariomycetes; Hypocreales; Hypocreaceae
Exons: 6
Coding region: 1-1200 (399 amino acids)
Molecular function (GO): aminopeptidase activity
Source: RefSeq, a predicted model, not a curated record